Molecule: messenger RNA, 478 nt
Organism: Macroventuria anomochaeta
Lineage: Eukaryota; Fungi; Ascomycota; Dothideomycetes; Pleosporales; Didymellaceae
Exons: 1
Coding region: 84-398 (104 amino acids)
Source: RefSeq, a predicted model, not a curated record
AAAAGCAUUCAACAUGGCGUUCAAGAAAGUAUUCAUAUUCUAGCAGAGGAUGAGAAAGGGGCAUAGAAUCCAUAUUAGUAGCGAUGUGCAACGCUUCUCACGUGACUUUCGUAGUCGUUUCAGCAUGCUCGGCCCGCCUCGCCCACAACCGACCACCAAACAGCGAGUGUGGAGCAGAAGGAUGCCAGCGAGAUUGGCCUGCGAUGGUCUUCAAUGCAACACAAUGCAACACAAUCCAACACAGUACAACACAAUCCAACACAAUAACAACAAGUGGGCGAGUAGUGAGCAUGCUGGAAGGGUCCAGGAGGUCUAAGUCUAUUGUCACCAAUGGGAAGGUGGUGUCUAGCAUUCACCCUCACCUGAGGCGGACAGCAAGUGAUCGGCGCAGCGAGUGAUCCCUGAAAAACGACACGUUUGCAAGGUGGCUGCUGGAAGAUACCGAGAUGACAUGUGCCCUGACUCCUCUGCGACUGCA